Molecule: messenger RNA, 561 nt
Organism: Colletotrichum gloeosporioides
Lineage: Eukaryota; Fungi; Ascomycota; Sordariomycetes; Glomerellales; Glomerellaceae
Exons: 3
Coding region: 1-561 (186 amino acids)
Source: RefSeq, a predicted model, not a curated record
AUGGCUCCCUGCAACAUCUCAAUAGACACAAAGACGAGCACAAAGGCCCAGAAUGUAGUAGACGACUCUGCAUCCAGUAUCGGCGGCGCUUCAAGCGUCUCCUCAGAUGGCAGCACCCGCCGUCGCCGCCGCCGCAACCGCAACAAGCAAGUCGCCCAGCCAAAGGGAACCCUCCCUGCCCCCACCGUAAUCCCGCGCCUCUCCGAGUCCAAGCCCGCACGGCUGCAAAUCGGCCUGAACCUCGACGCCGAGCUCGAGCUGAAGGCGAGGUUGCAGGGUGACAUUUGCCUCACGUUGCUGGUGCAGAGAAAACACUUCUCGGAGCGCGAUUCGACCGAGCUGAAGCCGAACUACCGCGGGAUCGUCGACGUAGAGGAGAUGUUCCACAUGAGGGUGGGCAAGCUGAGGUUCAGGAAGACGUGGUUGGAUCACGACGUCAGCCCGAGCUUGACGGCUGCCGUCAUGUUUUCGAUUGCGAUGGGAGGGUUCAUUGCGGGAUUUGCGGCGUCGAGGUGGCUUGACACUUGGAUGCUGGCGAUACCGCCGCCGUAUUUGUGGUGA